Messenger RNA from Macadamia integrifolia, 718 nucleotides. RefSeq names its product non-specific lipid-transfer protein 2-like. The record is from RefSeq and is a predicted model, not a curated record. Lineage: Eukaryota; Viridiplantae; Streptophyta; Magnoliopsida; Proteales; Proteaceae. The transcript has a single exon. Gene Ontology annotation, biological process: lipid transport. Bases 124 to 417 code for a protein of 97 amino acids.
AGGCCUAUAAAUGGAGGAGUCUUAGCUAGCCCAAUGAACCCAUCAAGCUUCAAGCUCCUUCCUUUUGUCUCCUCUGUUCCAUCUUUGUCUUUGGCCAUUAAUUAAUUGUGUUAGCAGGUGAAGAUGAAGAAGGUUAUCAUCCCUAAUUCUGCCCUGUGCGUAAUGCUCGUGAUGAUGCUUGUUCUGGGAGAAGUGAGUUUGUCAAUGGCAGUAACUUGCAAUGCGUUAGAGCUUUCUCCUUGUCUCCCUGCAAUAACCACCGGCUCUGCCCCAUCUGAGACUUGUUGCGUCAAGUUGAAGGAACAAGAAUCAUGCCUUUGCGGAUUUGCUAAGGACCCUAAUCUUAGGAAGUACUUACUUUCCCCCAAUGCCAAGAAGGUUGCCACCUCCUGUGGGAUUCCCAUCCCUACCUGCUAGACCCAUAUUGGCAGUGUUGGUAGUUAUCUCUAGAGAGAUACUGCAUGCAUGGAAUGAUUAUUGUAAUGACUAGCUCGUAUUACAUUAAUAAAGUUUUUCUUUGAUGAAUUAUGUUAAUAAAGUUGAGUCAUGGGUAUCACUUGAUGCUAUUCCAAGUAAUAGUAAAUGAGUUUGGAUCAGGUCUUUGUACAUGAAUCAUUCUAGCAUGGUGUUUGAUGCACACUUGAAAUCCACUCGAUGUGAAAGCCUAUUGUAAAAAGAGAGAGAAUGAAUGGAUUAAAGGACGUAAUUCCUUCCACAU